This is a messenger RNA of Saitoella complicata NRRL Y-17804, 2539 nucleotides long. RefSeq lists its product as uncharacterized. The record is from RefSeq and is a predicted model, not a curated record. Gene Ontology annotation, cellular component: plasma membrane. Bases 25 to 2397 code for a protein of 790 amino acids. Gene Ontology annotation, molecular function: high-affinity potassium ion transmembrane transporter activity. NCBI's taxonomy places the organism in Eukaryota, Fungi, Ascomycota, Saitoellomycetes, Saitoellales, Saitoellaceae. The transcript is spliced from 4 exons. Gene Ontology annotation, biological process: potassium ion import across plasma membrane; intracellular potassium ion homeostasis.
GAGGACGACGAGUCCUACCGUAGUAUGCCUUGGACAGAUGUCGGCCGAUCUUUGCUGGCACGCCUCCGCAAGCCGGUGCGGCUUGAUUUUAUUCAUUUGCACUAUAUGUACUUCAUCUCGUCCGUGAUAAUAGGGUCAAUCAUGCUUUACCCAAAUGGUAGCAUUAGGUACAUUGACGCUCUCUUCUUGUCUAGUGGAGCAUGUACCCAGGCCGGAUUGAACACAGUCGACAUCAACAGUCUGAGCAAUUACCAGCAAGCCGUGCUCUACGUCUUACCUCUAUUUACCAAUCCUAUAACUGUUAAUUUUGGGAUUGUCCUGAUCCGCUUGAGAUGGUUCAGGAAGAGGUUUGAGCAUAUUGUGCGAGAGGCUCAGCUGCAACUGUCGGCUCGGCGAACAAUGAGCCGAACCAGGAGUCGCCAGGACAUUGAAGAAAGAGGUGUCGGCGGGAGGGAGAUCCGCGUUCUCCUGAAUGGCGGACGUUUCACUGAACCGAGGGGGCGGAACUCUAUGCCCGUAGGAGAGUCAAUGGAACUCUCUCUUCAACGACCGCCAUCCCAUAAUACGAUCGCUUCCAGUCAUGAGGGAGACUUGUCUUCCCGAGCGGGAAAGAAACCCUCGUCCUUCGCUGACGGCCAUGCUGAUAAUGCAGCUUCGGCUACCGAAAGCGACGCGACGAAUCAACCGCUACCGAAAGUUGGGUCCCCAGAUAUUCGCUUCGCAGACCUGCCGCAACCACGAAGAUUGUCAGUCGAUCAGCAGGGCAGCAGUCAUAUUGCAUUCGCCAAUGCCCCCAUCGUCGAUCGGCCAGAGGUCGCACCCCUUUUCGUACCUCGUCCUCAGGAUGUUGGAGGUACUGAUCGCGAUGAUCCCGCUGAAUCGAACGCCCUGCGUCGUAUUAAAUCUGCGGUCUCGCAUAGAAGACGCAACUCUGACCUCUUCACCCCAACGGAUGGCUCGUCAAAUGUGUUUAGCCGCCGCACAUUGACGGUUGAUUCCCGUACACCGGUAUACCAAGUCCGUAAGGCUACUGGAGUUGAUAUACCGCAUUCUUUGACGUUCGAACGGGUAUUGUCUGGUGCUUUUCGAAACAGAAAGCGCGAGGGCAGUCCUACUUCACGCAGAUCAACUAGAACCAACGUCGAGUUACCGUACCUGUCAUACGCUGCUACAGUUGGACGAAACUCCACUUUCGUGGACUUGACACCAGAGCAGAGACAAGAACUCGGUGGUAUUGAAUACCGGUCUCUAGUCGCCUUGGUAUGGGUUCUCGGCACAUACUUCGUCUUCCUCCACGUGUUUGGAAUAGUGUCGCUCCUGGUUUUCGUCUACACCGCACGUGGAUCUGCUUCGGUGGUCGAUGCUGCUGGUGCUCCGAGAGCUUGGUGGGCUAUAUUUACGGCUGCUUCCUCUUUCAAUGAUGUUGGCUUCACGCUCACACCAGAUUCGUUUCUGAGUUUGCAACGUGCAGCAUUUCUGCUUCUCGUAUGUGGCUUUCUCGUCGUCGUGGGAAACACCGGGUUCCCUGUCUUCUUGCGAUUCUAUAUUUGGGUAUUGUCGAAAUUGGUACCUGAUGAUUCCCCACGAAAGGAACCCUUGGCGUUUCUCCUGGACCACCCCCGACGUUGCUUCACGUUGUUAUUCCCCAGUGGUCCGACAUGGUGGCUAUUUGCUAUUCUAGUGGGGCUCAAUGUCAUCGACGUGAUUCUCUUCAUCAUCCUUGACUUGGGCGAUACGGCUGUCCAAUCAAUUCCUGGGGGAUACCGUUUCGUCGCUGCCUUGUUUCAAGCUAUCGCAACGAGAACGGCAGGUUUUGGUGUUGUGAGUCUUACUGCUCUUCAUCCUGCCAUACUAGUCAGUUACAUGGUCAUGAUGUAUAUCUCGGUUUAUCCUGUUGCCAUUAACGUCCGCAGGACGAACGUCUACGAAGAGCGCUCUCUUGGUAUUUACUCCGGGGAUGAUCUAGAAGAGCAGGGAACUUCUUUUGUCGGGACGCAUAUUCGACGUCAAUUGUCAUUUGAUCUAUGGUAUGUUUUCUUGGGACUUUUCCUUAUUGCCAUCAUCGAAAACCGCCGCAUCUCUGAGGGAGAUUAUGCAUUCAACAUGUUUUAUAUUCUGUUCGAAGUUGUUAGUGCAUAUGGUACCGUGGGACUGAGCACUGGUUACCCCACCAUCAAUGCUUCGCUGUCAGCCGAGUUUCACACUUUGAGCAAGCUCGUCAUCAUCGCCCUCCAAAUUCGAGGUCGCCACCGGGGCUUGCCGGUAUCGUUAGACCGAGCUGUUGUACUGCCGGGCGAGCACAUGGUUCGAAAGGAAGAAGAAGACAAUGCUAUGCGUGGAGCUGGAAGACGACGGUCCAUGUCAAUGUCACUAGCUGAAGACCGUGAUGACGCAUAGACAUUUCGUUUGUGUUGCAUUUGAAAGGAGUUAUGGUGUUUGUUUUUCGUUAUACGGGGCAUGAUCUGAACGUAAGGAAUAUAUUGAAAGGGAUUGAAAUCAUUAACGCCAGAAAACAAAAGAAGCCGACCCGAGUAUGACC